AUCGUGGCUCUGAGCUGGCCCUUUGGCAUAAGCAGUUUUCAGGCUUGCCUGAAGUCCUGUGGGCAGCCUGGACUAGACAUCAGUGAAAUGCCUUUUUUCUCCUCCCUUCCCGCCCUUUAGUGAGCUCCUGCUGCCUUCCUCUGUCUCUCUCCUUCUGAUUUGGAAACCUUUGGGGUCACCCAAGCUGGAAGUCAGCAGGAGAGCCUCAGAGUCUAAGGCCCAGGCUCAACACGUUCAUGGAUGCAAACCCGUGAGGUGGCUUAUGGGCUCGGGCUGAUUUAUGGAAACGGUGGCCUUUCCACCCCACUUUGACAUUUGCCGAUUCUCUGGGGAUGUGAGUAAGAAUGAAAGCCCUUACAGUAUUUGGCUUUCAAUCAAGCCUUUGCCAGUGCAGCUGAGUGGAUCAGAGGCUCGCCCAGGGCACCGAGCCGCCGCCUCCGGGACGCCCUCCAGGCCCGCACCGGGAAGAGAAAGGGGGGCGACCUUGCCCUCCGCCCCGCGGGCACCAGCCAUGGUGGGUCAUUUGCACUUGCAGGGGAUGGAGGAGAGCCUGAAGGAGAGGAGCCGGGAGGGCUUGCUGGACAGCCCGGACUCCGGGCUUCCCCCCAGCCCCAGCCCCCCUUUCUACGCCCUGUCCCCGGACGGCCGGGCAGCGGGGGGCAGCGCCAUCCCCACCGACCCCUCGGCCGUCGCCCCCCAGGAGGGCAGAGAGAGUGUCCACCCGGGGUUUGGGGACCAGAGCAGCGGUGUCUGCGACAACCACCUCCUCCUCCUGGAUCACCUGAGGCUGGCUAAACCCCAGGUCCCCUGUGCCUUCCCCUGUACCCUGGUUCCCGAGAUGAGGCCUCGGAUGUACCCGGUGUUCUUCGGGGAAAGCAUCGAAGUCAACCCCCAGCCUGGGCAGGAAAUCCGGUGGAACUCUGAGGUGAAGUACGACUCCGAGAAGCACUACCGCGAUGACAUCUUCUACGUCCCUGUCCCCACGGUCACCUCCUUCAGCGAGACCAUCAUUGCCACCCCCAACUGCACCUGGCGGAACUAUAAGACACAGCUGCACCUGGAGCCCCGCCCCCGGCCCCUGCGCUUCCAGACCACCACCAUCAUCUACCCCAAGCACGCAAAGAACACUUUUCGCACCACACUGCGCUGCAGCCUGGGCUGCCCCAAGCGCUGGUUUGCCUCCAGUGUGCGGCUGGAGCUGUGGGAGGAGCCUGGCGGCUGUGCCCUCUGCCCUGAGGACCUCUAAACUGCCUGCCACUGGGCUGGGGGGUGAGACAAGGAGGCCUUGACAGACCCUUGACAGACUUGGCUGAGACCCAGGGUUAAGGGCUGUGGGGGAAGGAGGCCUGGGUUGUGAGUACUGACCGCUCCCUGAGGGGAGUGGGGAACCGAGCCCCAGCUCUGUCUCUCUCGUCCCUCCAGCGGGUGGGAUUGUCUUUUGAUAUAUGGGAUCCUGUUUCGCUUACAGAGGAUUAAAUAAAUGUAUCUAUUUUAUUAGCCUUUUAAA
Molecule: messenger RNA, 1507 nt
Organism: Ornithorhynchus anatinus (platypus)
Lineage: Eukaryota; Metazoa; Chordata; Mammalia; Monotremata; Ornithorhynchidae
Product: refilin-A
Exons: 5
Coding region: 281-1246 (321 amino acids)
Biological process (GO): actin filament bundle organization; negative regulation of bone mineralization involved in bone maturation; negative regulation of chondrocyte development
Cellular component (GO): actin filament bundle
Molecular function (GO): filamin binding
Source: RefSeq, a predicted model, not a curated record